AUGACCAGCACUGGAGAGGGUGAAUUUAAGCGAGUGCAGGAGAACGAAGAAGAGUUUCAAAAGGGUCCUCUCUCAGUGCUAAUGCAUAGCGUCAAAAACAACUCACAGGUCCUCAUAAACGUGCGCAACAAUCAUAAAUUACUAGCACGUGUCAAGGCGUUUGAUCGCCACUGCAAUAUGGUGCUGGAGAAUGUCAAGGAGAUGUGGACUGAGGUCCCUAAGGCCGGCAAGGGCAAGAAAGCGGCCAAGCCCGUCAACAAAGACCGCUUUGUCAGCAAAAUGUUUUUGCGCGGAGACUCAGUCAUUAUUGUGCUUCGUAAUCCACACGCCUAA
Plasmopara halstedii is the source of this 333-nucleotide messenger RNA. Its product is annotated as small nuclear ribonucleoprotein sm d2. Bases 1 to 333 code for a protein of 110 amino acids. Gene Ontology annotation, molecular function: RNA binding. The record is from RefSeq and is a predicted model, not a curated record. Gene Ontology annotation, cellular component: U4/U6 x U5 tri-snRNP complex; precatalytic spliceosome; U2 snRNP. The transcript has 2 exons. Gene Ontology annotation, biological process: spliceosomal snRNP assembly; RNA splicing. NCBI's taxonomy places the organism in Eukaryota, Oomycota, Peronosporomycetes, Peronosporales, Peronosporaceae.